AAGCCGGUUGAGCCUAUCAGAAAGACGCUUCUUCUUCCGCCUCUGUAGUUUGAAACCCUGACGCCCGGCAGCCGCUCCGACCGUUGUCCACAGGCUUAUUCUCAGCUAACAAGUCUGUUCAGAAGUGUCUCGUGGUUACUUUUGAUGUUCAUCAGGCAGCUAUAUCAUCCUGCCAUUUGUUCAUUAAUGAAUUCUUUAUGCUGCAUGGAUGAGUAUGAAGAACUGCUUCAUUAUGUUGUAGUGACUCCAAAGUUUGAAUUGCGCACCCCGAACCAGUCAGAACCUUCCUCAGAACUGAGAGAAAGGGGCAGAUUUUCAAGUGUAACAGAUGACACCAUUUACUGUAAAACUCCAGAUUUAUUGUCAGUGAAGGAGUGUACUGAGGUCAAUAUGGAACAACUUUGCCCUGUUUCAGAAGAGACUUCUUCACAAGAGUCCACACACGUUCCAAGAGAAACUGAUGAAGUCAUAGUAACUGAAUUAACUGUACCUGGUGAAAAAGUUACUCAAAUAGAAAAUAUACUCGAUCUCUGGAGUGGAAGUCUUAAGACAAAUGUUUUGAGUGAAUUGAGGAAAUGGAAAUUAAGUUUUAUCGAACAUCACAAGCAUCAAAUGAGACAAGAAAAAGAGAAACAUGCUGAACAUGUGAAACAGUUGAACAAUGAGGUGGAAAACCUGAAAGAGUUGCUACGUACUUAUGAAAUCUCUAUUGGCAGAAAAGAUGAGGUGAUCACUAACAUGACAGAAGCAUUAGAGAGGAAGAAAGAGAAAAUAGAGUUAAUGAGAAUGUUUACACAGUGGCGGAUUCAGCAAAUUAAAGCUAAACAAGAGGAAUAUGCAAACAGAAUAGCAGAUAAACAGUUCCAGACAUCUUUGAAGAAGAAGGUAUGGGCAGCAUGGCGCUCUCUUAGUGAAGAAAGAUGGAAAGACAAAGUAUCUAAAGCCUGUCAACAAAGGGCAGAAGAUAUCUGUGUUCAGCUUACCAAUAAUUAUGAAGCCAAAAUUGCAGAGCUCACUGCUAAUUUGGAACAAGCAAAAGCUGAGAUUCUGCGUCUGCACAGUGAAAGAGAGCAGUAUGAAGACACUAUGAAGAAAGCAUUUAUGCGUGGUGUUUGUGCUUUGAAUCUGGAAGCAAUGACCAUGUUUCAAGGAAAGGACAAUAGGACAGAUCCUGAUUCAGGAAGUAGGAGAGAAGAUAAUGGUGCCGUUAUAGCAGGAAUGCAACCUCCUGCACAGUACAGUCCCCCUUCACCACCCCCUGCGCCAGCAGCUAGUCUUCAGAUGGAAGACUUGUUUUCUUCCCACCUGGGUCAUGCAAGCACUUCUCAGACCAGGCUGGAUUCUGAUUCUCCAGUAGUCAUCCCUGGCACAGCUGCAGGAUCUGGGCUGGCAUCAACUCAAAAAUUGCCCAUGGCAAAAGUAAUAACAUCUGCUCAACAGAAAGCUGGGAGAACAAUCACUGCUCGAAUCACCGGCAGAUCUGAUAUGGGGCAAAAACACAGAAUUUGUGGUAGUUUAGCAGUGAUGGGAGUUGCACCACCCAUGAGUUCAGUCAUUGUUGAAAAACAUCAUCCGAUCACUCAGCAAACCAUAUCCCAAGCCACUGCAGCUAAAUAUCCUCGAACUGUGUUCCUUGCUUCCAGUUCUGCCACUUCAAGACCUGCAGGACAAGUCGGGCGAAUGCUUCAGAGCCAAACUCACACCAGCAUUCAGUCAAUAAAAGUUGUUGACUGAGUAAAUACCUUCCACUGGUGGAGGUUUUUAUAAAGAUAUGUAAUUUAAACCCGGUUUUUUCAAAGCUUGACAUAGUGAGACCUAACGUGUGUAUCAUGUUUUUAGCCCUUUUAACAAAAGAAGUGUUUGCAGAAAGAAUCUGGAGGGGAAAAUGACCUUGAAAAUGUUAUUCUACCUCCUAUCUGAAAACUUGAUAAUUAAGAUAAACACUUUAUUUAAAUAAACAAUCUUUUGCACAUUUUCAAAUAAAGUAUAAAAUACGC
Molecule: messenger RNA, 1997 nt
Organism: Coturnix japonica (Japanese quail)
Lineage: Eukaryota; Metazoa; Chordata; Aves; Galliformes; Phasianidae
Gene: POC5
Product: POC5 centriolar protein
Biological process (GO): eye photoreceptor cell development
Cellular component (GO): photoreceptor connecting cilium
Source: RefSeq, a predicted model, not a curated record